AAAUAAUGUCAUAUUCACAUUUUUAUAAAUGGACCUUUUUCAUUCUUUUAGUUGUUAUUAUACUUAGUAACAUCUUGGAUAUGAUAGAUAAAGUAGCAAUAGUAGAUAAGGCUACUCCAAAGGACCAUGUCAGUUUAAGUUCUGACAAUGUUUUAGAUGAAGCUAUGGAACUCAGAGUCAAUGUGGUCGCCAAAGCUUUAGCUAAUAGCAGGUAUAAAAUAUAUGCAUUCCAGAGCUGGGAGAGAGCUCAUACCCAAAACCAUAUAACUAAAGCUCGAAGAGUUGAAUCAGAAAAAUACAUUGUAUAUAGAUGUAGAGGUACCUGUGGAGGACUAGGGGAUCGUUUACAAGGGAUACAUAGUACUUUUCUGCUAGCAAUAGCUCUGAGACGGAAAUUUAGAAUCGAUUUUCAGUUUCCGUGUGACUUGUACAGUGUACUUGGAGAGAAUUAUGAGCCUUGGCAUGAACCAGAUACACCAACAGGUGAUACCAGAAUUCUCUCUGCGAUUGAUUACUAUGAGAACUGUGGUGAUAUCAUAUUUGCUGAACCUACUAGAGAAUAUAGUGAUGACUAUACAAUGAUAAGUGAACAAAAAAGUGCAGAAAUGAGCUUCAAUGAAAAAUACCCUGAACAGGUAGUUAUUAUAAGCACAAAUCAAAUGUGGACACAAACGUUUUACAAAGACCCACGAUACCACAAAGCACUCACUGAUCUUGGCUUUAAUAUGAACUAUUUUACUGAUGGGACUAUUUUCAGAGAGACUUAUAACCACCUGUUUAAACUACAGCCAAACAUGCAAAGAGCCCUUGCUACAUUUAUGGCUAGAGCAAGACCAAAUAAGGAUAUCCAGCUAGUCUGUGCUCAAAUAAGAAUGGGGCAUAAUCCAUCAGUACCCCAAGAUGAAACUAAACGAAACAAAAAAGAAUGGUUACCAUUACUUUGGGAUUUUCUAUCAUUAUAUAACAUUUCUCGUAAAUACAAACUUUUUGUCACGACAGAUUCUCAAGAAGUACGAGAGCAGUCACAACGAUUAUUUCCUGAUGUGUUACACGACACAGAGGGACGUAUUACUCAUAUUGAUCGCUAUGACAACCAAAGUGAAGCAUGUAAAGGCAUGGAAAAAACUAUUUUAGAUUUUACGAUUCUCAGCAAAUGUGAUAUCUUAGUUGUUAGCAGGAGCAACUUUGGGACAUAUUCCGCAAAGUUAAGGUCUCCUUUAGCGAAGUUGUAUACAUUUCAAGAAGGAGUUAUCCAUGAAGGAUUCUAUUAUGAUCGUAGUGGAAAAGUAUUUGAUCGGGACACUAAAACAUUUAGAUAUAAUUGUUCUAUGGCUGAGUGUCCUCCAAUAGCUGAUACUCGGUGCAGGGAGUAGACUCUUGUCCUAUGAGGAUAGAAAUAUGAAGAAUAUGGCGUAAAACAUGCCACAGAAAUAUAAAGAAUAUAAAAACAUGGCACUGCAGAGUUCAAUGCCUUUAUCGAAGUAUUAUGACUCAAUUGAGCACAAAUCAUGACUCUAAAAUGUUACAGUUUAAUAAAUUAUUUAUUAAUAUUGCGUGAUUCCUACCCUAUGAACGAAGAUAGAAAUAUGAAGAAUAUGGGGUAGGCCUAAUGCAUGCUGAAGGAUUCAAUGGCCUUAUUGAGAUAUUAUGGCUAUACUGAGGACAAAUGGUUUCUCUCAUUCUUAAACCAAGGCCUUCUCUGCUUUGCAAAGAAGGAAACUGAUAGAAGGCUGUCAUCUAUCAUGAUGGGUUUCUCUAAUGUCUGUCAUAUAAUACAUGUCAUAUGCCUGUCAUACAAUACAUGUCAUAUUCCUGUCAUAUAAUACAUG
Messenger RNA from Owenia fusiformis, 1829 nucleotides. NCBI's taxonomy places the organism in Eukaryota, Metazoa, Annelida, Polychaeta, Sabellida, Oweniidae. The record is from the annotation of a GenBank genome assembly.